UCUGUCCUUCGCCGUCAUUUUGGCAGCACAGGCAGCCACGGGAACCGAGAAAUUACCCCACGUUUAUUCUGCAAAUACUGGUGCUCAGGGACUUUCAAGAAAGCGGUGGGCCAUUGCAUCACGAGCGCAACUGUACAGACGCACUAAGGGGCGUCAUUCCCUGCAUCGAAGAUGCAUCGCUGCGCUGCCUGCCUGAGCUGUCUGCGACUGAUUGAGGAACCCACGUGGAUCCACGUCGCAUCGGCUGUUCUGCAGUCCCUUUAUAAGGAGCACCGCCUGUCCUUCGCCAUCAUUUUGGCAGCAGGGGCCGCAACGCGAACCGAGAAUUUACCCACGUUUAUUCUGCAGAUAUUUGGCGUCCUGCUGCUCGCACAAGCAGGAGGCGAAGAACCGGCUCUGCUAUCUGGAUACGACGGCGCACCACUUCCAAGCCACCAAGCGCAUCAUGUGCGCAUUGUGCACUUGGAAUCUACGCUCGGCGAUUUGCCUGGAAACAGGCCUGCCUCGGUGACUUCAUGCGCCGACGCUGAUCGCCACAACGUGAAGACGGCGCUGCUGGCAGACUGGAGUGGUAUAAAGACUGGACACCCCUCGACUCAAGCCAUAGGGCACGGCAGCACUGCCAGGAUGCAACACCUCAACCCGUUUGUUUAUCUACCGCAGGUGAGCAGGCGUUAUGAAAAAUGUAUUCGUUCAAAUUACCUAUGCCUAAUAGUGCUGCCAUGCCCUAGGCAGAUUUGUGUCCUGUGGAGUUACCUGUGUACCUGUAUCAAGAAAUUACAGUUGCUCAGUGGCGACAUUGAAACAAACCCGGGACCCGAUAUGAACAAGAUCAUGAAACAGCUUCAAGUAAUUGCAGAUGAAAUAAAAGAAGAACGUUUAAAAUCUAUUGAAGCAAAACUUGAACAAGUAACGUUACUGGAAAACAAGAUCACGUCCUGUGUCUCCCAAGUAACGAAUCUUCAAAAAACCGUUCAAUACUUGGAGUUAAAAAUAGACGACUUGGAAAACCGGUCUAGAAGGUCAAACUUACUUGUGUAUGGCGUACCGGAGGAGGCAGACGAACACCCCAAAACCCUCGAACAAACUAUAAGUGAGCAGAUACUUAAGAACAUACUAAAGAUCAAACCCGUUCCAAUAGACAGAAUGCACAGGAUAGGAAAACAAAACGCUCAAAAACCUAGACCAGUGAUGCUGAAACUCUUCGACUUCCAAGACAAAGUAACUAUUCUUAGAAACUGCACGAAACUAAAGAGCCCCACUUUCUCUGUUGGAGAGGACUUCUCAAAUAGAGUAAGAUACAUCAGAAAAAUGCUUUGGCAAAUUGCAAAAACCAAAAAAGAAGCCGGAGACAAAGUAUUUCUGGUCUAUGACAAGUUAAAAGUGAAUGAAGAUCUGUACCGAUGGGAUGACGAUACAAAUGAUAUCGUGCUCGUAAGCGCUGACCGUCACACCAUUAACCAUGACAAAACGACGAAGCGGAAGCAUCAGGCGAGCCACAACGCCGCAGCCAACGAAAGAAAUAACAUUUCUUACCAUAAACACCCGCAGCAUGCUUCAAAAAUUAGUACCGCUUGAAUCCUUACUUCUUGGAAUUGAACCUGACUUCGUAGCUUUGACAGAAACAUGGCUGACAAAUGAGAUAAAGGAUUUUCAGGUAACACCCCCAACUACGUCAUCAUUCGUAAAGAUAGGCAGACACGCGGGGGAGGUGUGGCCAUCCUACUUAAAAAAGAGCUUUCCUUUGAAAUACUUCCUGAGGUUAUCGGAGUCGAGGCAAUAUUUUGCAAGCUUCUCUUCACUUCUCG
Messenger RNA from Rhipicephalus microplus (southern cattle tick), 1808 nucleotides. RefSeq lists its product as uncharacterized. The record is from RefSeq and is a predicted model, not a curated record. Lineage: Eukaryota; Metazoa; Arthropoda; Arachnida; Ixodida; Ixodidae.